Neomonachus schauinslandi (Hawaiian monk seal) is the source of this 1999-nucleotide messenger RNA. RefSeq names its product gamma-aminobutyric acid type A receptor subunit alpha1 (gene GABRA1). Gene Ontology annotation, biological process: gamma-aminobutyric acid signaling pathway; nervous system process; synaptic transmission, GABAergic. Gene Ontology annotation, cellular component: GABA-A receptor complex; dendrite membrane; neuron projection. The transcript is spliced from 10 exons. NCBI's taxonomy places the organism in Eukaryota, Metazoa, Chordata, Mammalia, Carnivora, Phocidae. The record is from RefSeq and is a predicted model, not a curated record. Gene Ontology annotation, molecular function: GABA-A receptor activity; inhibitory extracellular ligand-gated monoatomic ion channel activity; GABA-gated chloride ion channel activity. Bases 492 to 1862 code for a protein of 456 amino acids.
AAGCUUGCAGCAGAUUGUAGAAGGAUUUGAGUCUGCAGCCAGAGAGAAGGGGAUUAGGGCCAGAGCGGUGCAAGUUAAAUUGUGCUGCAUAUAAAAAAUGGGCGGAUUGGUCUCCAGAUCCAGAGGCUGGUACCACCUUCCUUUCUAAAAUAAAAUCUCUCUGGCAUGAAGUCACCGCCUAUUUCACAUCCGGUUUGCCCUGGGACGUAUUACUACUGUCUUGGUAAAGAGAAAUCUUUUGUUGUAUAGCUGCAGAUCGGAUACUGGGAAGCAAAUUUGGGUGUGAAAUCUUCAGCAAAGGAGCACGCAGAGUCCAUGAUGGCUCAGACCGAGUGAGUGAGAGGCAGAGCGAGGACGCUCCUCCGCUCCCGGCGCGCCCGGACUCGCGGACUCGCGCUGGCUCCAGGCUCUCCGCGAUUUUCUCUCGCACACUUUUCCCGGGUCUUGAGCGAUCCUGUGCCCAGAGGGGGCCCGAGCUCCACAAGCCCGCGAUGAAGAAAAGUCUGGGUCUCUCUGACUAUCUUUGGGCCUGGACCCUCCUUCUGAGCACAUUGACUGGAAGAAGCUAUGGACAACCCUCAUUACAAGAUGAACUUAAAGACAACACCACUGUCUUCACCAGGAUUUUGGACCGACUCCUCGAUGGUUAUGACAAUCGUCUGAGACCAGGAUUGGGAGAGCGUGUAACUGAAGUGAAGACUGACAUCUUCGUCACCAGUUUUGGACCUGUUUCAGACCAUGAUAUGGAAUAUACAAUAGAUGUAUUUUUCCGUCAAAGCUGGAAGGAUGAAAGAUUAAAAUUUAAAGGACCCAUGACAGUUCUCCGGUUGAAUAACCUAAUGGCAAGUAAGAUCUGGACUCCGGAUACCUUUUUUCACAAUGGAAAGAAGUCAGUGGCACACAACAUGACCAUGCCAAACAAACUCCUGAGGAUCACAGAGGAUGGCACCUUGUUGUACACCAUGAGGCUGACGGUGAGAGCUGAGUGUCCAAUGCAUUUGGAGGACUUCCCUAUGGAUGCACAUGCCUGCCCACUAAAAUUUGGAAGCUAUGCCUACACCAGAGCAGAAGUUGUUUAUGAGUGGACAAGAGAGCCAGCACGCUCAGUGGUUGUAGCAGAAGAUGGGUCACGCCUAAACCAGUAUGAUCUUCUUGGGCAAACAGUAGAUUCUGGAAUUGUUCAGUCUAGUACAGGAGAAUAUGUUGUUAUGACCACUCAUUUCCACCUGAAGAGAAAGAUUGGCUAUUUUGUUAUUCAAACAUACCUGCCAUGCAUAAUGACAGUCAUUCUCUCCCAAGUCUCGUUCUGGCUCAACAGAGAGUCUGUACCAGCGAGGACUGUCUUUGGAGUAACAACUGUGCUCACCAUGACAACUUUGAGCAUCAGUGCCAGAAAUUCCCUUCCUAAGGUGGCUUACGCCACUGCUAUGGAUUGGUUCAUUGCAGUGUGCUACGCCUUUGUGUUCUCAGCUCUGAUCGAGUUUGCCACGGUCAAUUAUUUCACCAAGAGAGGUUAUGCAUGGGAUGGCAAAAGUGUGGUUCCAGAAAAGCCAAAGAAAGUGAAGGAUCCUCUCAUUAAGAAAAACAACACUUAUGCACCAACAGCAACCAGCUACACCCCCAAUUUGGCCAGGGGUGACCCCGGCUUAGCUACGAUUGCUAAAAGUGCAACCAUAGAACCAAAAGAAGUCAAGCCGGAAACAAAACCACCAGAACCCAAGAAAACCUUUAACAGUGUCAGCAAAAUUGACCGACUGUCAAGAAUAGCUUUCCCACUGCUAUUUGGAAUCUUUAACUUGGUCUAUUGGGCUACAUAUUUAAACAGAGAGCCUCAGCUAAAAGCUCCCACCCCACAUCAAUAGGUCCUUUCAUUCACAUUCUGUUGUUCAGUCCUCUGCACUGGGAAUUGCUUUCUGUUCUCAACACAGUGAUUUCCACCUGCUUUAUUGCCUCUGUCUUAAAGAAUUUGAAGGUUUCCUUAUUCCAUAAUUCAUACAAG